This is a messenger RNA of Setaria italica (foxtail millet), 1578 nucleotides long. RefSeq lists its product as uncharacterized. Lineage: Eukaryota; Viridiplantae; Streptophyta; Magnoliopsida; Poales; Poaceae. The coding region runs from base 1 to 1578 and encodes 525 amino acids. The record is from RefSeq and is a predicted model, not a curated record. The transcript has 2 exons.
AUGGUCGUGGAGGAGGGCGCGGGCGGCUUCUGCGCGGAUGGGAGCGUCAAGAAGGAGGGAGCGGACGACCGAUGGGAGAGAAGGAAAGGGUGCGCGGGUUUUGGGGUGGAUGUAGAUGCUGAAGGGCCAAAAUCUCCUGGAAUGAAUAUUGAUGUCUAUUUGCAACCCCUAAUUGAUGAGCUAAAGGAAUUGUGGGUUAAAGGUGUUGAAACAUGGGAUGCAAAGGUGAAGAAGAAUUUUACUCUUCGUGCGCUUCUACUAUGGACCAUAAAUGAUUUUCCUGCCUAUGCCAUGCUAUCUGGUUGGAGUACUAAAGGAAAGUUUGCAUGUCCAUACUGCCACAAAGAUACAGACUACUCAUGGUUGAAAUUUGGGUCAAAGCACGGCUACUUGGGUCAUCGCCGGUUUCUACCUCAGAACCAUAGGUGGCGUAGGAACAAAAACAGCUUCAACAACAAGACAGAGAUGAGGGAGGCACCUGUGACAUUGACUGGUGCACAGGUUAUACAGCAUUAUGAAAGUUUUGAGCAACCAAAAUUUGGGAUAGCCACAAAGAAGAGGAAGCAGUGUGAAGAAGAGCGUAGGUGGCACAACUGGAGGAAGAAGAGUAUAUUUUUUGAGCUGCCUUACUGGAAAAAAUUGCUUGUAAGGCAUAAUUUAGAUGUUAUGCACAUCGAGAAAAAUAUCUGUGAGAGCAUAAUUGGGACAUUGCUUGACAUAGAUGGUAAGUGUAAGGAUAGUGACAAGGUGCGGCUUGGCAUGCAACAUCUUGGGAUAAGGCAAGAUCAGCAUCCAGUACUAGAGAAUGGUCAGUAUACUUUGCCACCAUCACUGUACUCCUUAGGCAAGGAUGAGAAGAUAAUGUUAUGUACAUUCUUAGAAGGAGUGAGGAUGCCUGAUGGUUACGCGUCUAAUAUAAAGAGAUGCGUGGAUGUUAAUGGCUGUAAGAUUUCUGGACUGAAAUCACAUGACUAUCAUGUUAUUUUGCAGAAACUGUUACCCUUAGUUGCACGCCACAUAUUGCCUGAAGAUGUUGCUAGACCAUUGAUUGAGCUUAGCAAGUUUUUCAAUGCGCUAUGUUCAAAGGAGCUGGUGCAAAGUGACAUUGAAAAACUAAGUUCUUCAAUUGCAGAGACUUUAUGUCGGUUUGAGAUGAUAUUUCCACCAGCAUUUUUUGAUAUUAUGAUGCACUUGCCUAUUCAUUUAGCUGAGGAGACUAAAAUUGGAGGAUCAGUGUGUUAUCGGUGGAUGUAUCUGAUCGAGAGGUAUCUGCGUACACUUAAAGGAUAUGUUAGAAACAAGGCACAACAAGAAGGUUCAAUAGCAGAGGGAUAUAUCUCAGAGGAGUGCAUGACAUUCUACUCUCAUUUCCUAGAAGACAUUGAUAUGAAGCUGAAUCGCCCAGCGCGUCAUCAGAGCAGCGUGGUGAAUGAACCACUGGCUGGGCCUAGCAUCUUUGGGAACAUUGACUAUAGUAAGAAAGGCUGCAAAAUUGAGCCUAUUUCUAGAUUUGACAUGCUGCAGAUGCGGCACUACAUAUUAUCAAACUGUGACGAGGCAAUUCCAUGGAUUAAGUAA